AUGCCGCUUUCACACCACGAACCGUACGGGUUCGAGUCGGACGAGUCCGACAGUGGCCUGUCGCCGCUGCUCGACCUCGACCCCGAGCCUGGUGCAUCAUCCAUGGCCUCGUCACCGGUCUUGAGAGCACUCGAUGGCGGCCACCCGCCGGUCGCGGCCAGCCUCUCGGCCUGGUCGUCAGGCGAGACGCUCGCCAGCUCGCCCGGUGACGAUGCCAGGACGCUCAACUCGGCCACACGAUCGGUGCCGGAGCUGGGAUCCGGAAACUUGACCAGCGGCCGCUCGCGACCAGUCUUUGUCCCGCACAUGGCGGCUGCCAGCUCGUUUGCAGUCGCAUCGUCGCUCCCGGACGAUCGGCUUGUGCCACUGAUGUGCAUUCCGUCGCUCUCGUCGUCGCUCUCGUCGCAGGCGGUGUCGAUGGAGGCCGGACUCCUUGCACAGGCGCAGCGUGCCUCGCGUGGAGCACGGUUGCAGCCAUCGCGCAUGCUCAUCAUCUCGGGCCUGCGCCGCAACGCUCCUCGGUCACCACUGAUGUCGAUGCUGGAGGAGGCCGGCCAGCUCCGGGCGCUCGACUCUGCCUCUGACGACGGCACCAUGAUGGUGGCGUCGUUCUACGAUCUCCGCCACGCGCUUGCCGCGCAAGAGCGGCUCGACGGCUCCGUCUUUGACGGGCGAACAAUUGCGGUGCGGUUUGCGCCGCCUGGUGCGCCCGAGCGCGAGCUUGUUGCCGCCGACGUCGACCAGGACUCACUCAUUAUUGUCUUUAACGUCCUGCCCUCGGUCUCGUUGACGCACAUGGUCUCGCUCUUUAGCCCGUACGGCGACAUCCGGCGAGUCUCGCACGUCGCCGCUAAGCGGCACAAGGUCUUCCGCUUUGUCGAGUUCUACGACGCGCGUGCCGCCGCCGCCGCCGUCGCCGAUCCGCCGCAUCCAGACGCCAGCGGCGUCGGUGAGCUGCCCAUGCUAGUGGAGCGGGCGCGGUCGAAGCCCGGAACGCACGGUGUUCAGUGGGAGGUCGGCACGCCGAGUAACUCGCCGAUGUCGUCGCCUAUGGCGCACUCGCCGCCGCGCUCGCGCUCGCGCUCAACAUCGUGCUCGGUCCUCCCGCCGGACGCCGCCGUCAAUGUGGUCAAGCACGUCUCGUCACCAUCACGUCCGCCGCGCGCAGUCCCGGAGCCUGGCUCUGACUACCUGGCGCCGAUCUCGGGCCUGAUGAAUGCACCGCUCUCGUCGAGCAAGCGCUCCAACUCUCUGCCGUCGGCCAACCAGGACUCAGACGCCUCGUGCUCGCCACCGCUCAACAGACCGUCACUGCUGUCGGCCUCGCUGGCGGAGAGCAAGCCGACCGGACACAGCUUGUGGAGCUCAGCGUCGGCGUCGCGCUCGCGCUCCCGCACACGGACCCGCUCCAAGACCCGCUCCAAGACCCGCUCGUCGUCACGGACUCACUCGCGCUCAUCGCGCUCGUCGCGCUCGUCAUCACGCGACAGCUCAACGUCGCGCAAGCCGCGCCGCCGUCAGCCAGACCCGGCGUGCGUCAUCUCGGUCGACGCCCUUGAGGUCGGCGACGAGACGCGGACAACUGCCAUGAUCCGCAACAUCCCCAACCGCUACCGCCGCGACGAUCUGCUCGCCGCACUCACCGACGCGCACCUCAGCGGGCAGUUCGACUUUGUAUACCUUCCCGUCGACGCCCACCACAAGGCCAACGUCGGCUACGCCUUUGUUAACUUUGUUUCUCCAGCCGCGCUCGCCCAGGCCUACCGCGCCCUGCACGGCGCCUCUUGGCGCCGGUACAACUCGGACAAGGUCUGCCGCCUUGCCUUUGCCCACGUUCAGGGCCAAGCCAAUCUCAUCUCGCACUUUCGGGCCAAGGGCAAGUACUUUUCCGAUCCGGACGCCUCGCCCCUGGCCAUCUGCCGCGACACCGCGCCCGACGGCGCCCGCGCCGCACUCGGAAGCCGCGGCACUCGCGCCGCCGGUGCCAGCCGCGUCCCGCCGCCGCCUGCCCGCUCGCUCCGCGUCUUCCAGUAG
Thecamonas trahens ATCC 50062 is the source of this 2034-nucleotide messenger RNA. Its product is annotated as RNA recognition domain-containing protein 2 family protein. The record is from RefSeq and is a predicted model, not a curated record. The transcript has a single exon. Bases 1 to 2034 code for a protein of 677 amino acids. NCBI's taxonomy places the organism in Eukaryota, Apusomonadida, Apusomonadidae. Gene Ontology annotation, molecular function: RNA binding.